Patiria miniata (bat star) is the source of this 6696-nucleotide messenger RNA. Its product is annotated as chromodomain-helicase-DNA-binding protein 1-like. Gene Ontology annotation, molecular function: ATP binding; histone binding; ATP-dependent chromatin remodeler activity. Gene Ontology annotation, cellular component: chromatin; nucleus. The record is from RefSeq and is a predicted model, not a curated record. NCBI's taxonomy places the organism in Eukaryota, Metazoa, Echinodermata, Asteroidea, Valvatida, Asterinidae. Gene Ontology annotation, biological process: nucleosome organization; regulation of transcription by RNA polymerase II. The transcript is spliced from 37 exons. Bases 446 to 6202 code for a protein of 1918 amino acids.
GUAAUAAUAUGGCGUCGGAUAUUGAAAAAUUGUUUUUCUUGGACGUGUCGUAGACAGAGGUGAAUUUCUUUUCAAUCUGCAUGGUAGUUUUCACCUCGAAAAUGCAACAUUUGUGAUGUUUUAUUUGUUCGCUAAUAUAGUAAGAUAUUCUGGAGCUUAUUUUCCGCUCAAAAUAUCCGUUAAUGCUUCGGGAAUUCAUCGACAAUUUUCAGCGAGCGAAAUCGGACGGAUUGGAAGUCAUCUUUGUCGUCUUCGAGAAACCACGGAAGAAAAAUAACUUGAAAUUUGUAAAAUGUUUAUUAAAAUAAAUGCAGAUUAUUUUAUCAAUUGCCAACAGAGGAUGGACAUAUCUUUUCCUGUUUGAGUUCUCACUUCAAUGCCAAAUUUCGCCCGAAUCCAGAGUCAUCUCCAUUAGAAAGUGAGGGUGCGGUGCGUCGCAUCAAAAAUGAACCAGUUCCCCUUCUUUACCCCCGAUGGAUAUCGGGGAUUUCCACCAAACCAACCCGUCAAUCCGCACGUAUUGCCUCCCGCUACGCCGACCAACACGCCGCCAGCCCCCUCCGCUAUGUUACUAACCACCGCCCCGCUGCCCAGCGAUUUACCGGAGUCCCUGCCGUUCAUCUAUACCCCUUCCAAACAUCACCAAAUCCUCCAGGUUUCCCAGCAAGAUAAAUCAUCUGAUGAAGAGGACAAAAUGCAAGAAGACGCUGACAAUACUUCAGAAGAAGAAAACAACUCCAGCUCCAGCAACAGUUCCGCCGAGGAGCAGGAUUCGGACAACGACAGCCAAUCAGAAGCGGCGGCUGCCUCAGGCUCCGCCUCCGACUCCAAUAAACCGUCGGCCAGCGAUUCGGACUCUAGUAGCCAAUCGGAGAACGUGAGCUCGGACUCGGACGAGAAAUCCGAGGACAAUUCUGAUGUUGAUGUUGACGACGAAGACGAUGAUGAAGAUAAAAAUGGCGAUGAUGACGAUGACGACGAUGAUGAUGAUAAAGAAGAAGAAAGCGAAGAAGACGAAGAGGAAGACGACGAAGAGGAUUACGACAGCGAUUCUAAAAGCAAAAAGCAACGGGGUGGUUCAAGAAGAACUGCUACCCGACGAGACAGCUUGAAAGAGUUUUGGGAAGAGGACCCUGAAAUGUAUGGAGUAAGAAGAUCAGGAAGAUCACGCAAAGAAGUGGAACGUUUCCAAGUUACGAAAGUUGAAAGUGAGGAAGACGAGAAACCAAGGAAACGAAGACCGAGCACAUCGGGAGGAAGCUCAGGAAAGUCGAAGAGGAAAGGAUCGGUUUUCUCUCUGAUGAGCAGGAAAAAGGCGUGGUCGAGUAGCAAACUGAGCGACACGUCGGAAGAGGAGAGCAGUGAGUCGGACUUUGAGCCGUCGUCGAGACGUCGAGCGCCACGAGCCAAAGCUAAACCCAAACCUAGGACACAGUCGAAGGGGAGACCAAGCAGAACGCAAGCUCCAGCCAGGAGGAGGAACGUCACACAGCGGAAACGGAAAGGAUCGUCGAGCUACGACGAUUCCGACAGCGACGCCAAAGCCAAGAGACAAAGCAGCCGACGAAUUGCCAAAUCAAAUAUCAGUUAUAAAGAGAAUGAGAGUAACGAAGAAACUGAUUCAGAUGAGAUCAUUGAGGCCACCGGCGGACCAGACGAGAAUGAUAAUAGUGAAAUCAUUGAGAGGGUUCUUAAACACCGCGUCGGACGCAAAGGAAAGACGGGCGGCAUGACAACGACUUACGCCGUUGAGGCGGAUGGUGACCCCAACGAGGAUGUUGACCCGAGCGAGGAAGACGCGGAGACCCAUUAUCUCAUCAAGUGGAAGAACUGGGCUCACAUCCACAACACGUGGGAGUCGGAGACGAGCCUGAAGGAGCAGAAAGUCCGAGGGAUGAAGAAACUGGAGAAUUACAUCCAACGAGAGAAGGAGAUACAAGAAUGGAAGAAGAUGGUGACUCCAGAAGACAUUGAAUACUUUGAGUGUCAAUAUGAGAUGACGUUGCAGUUGUUUGAACAGUGUCAACUUGUGGAAAGAGUUAUAGCUCAGACGGUUUCAAACCACUCUGGGCAGACAGACUAUCUGUGUAAGUGGCAGGGUCUUCCAUACUCAGACUGCACCUGGGAAGACGGCGAGCUCAUCUCCAGGAACUUCCAGAGCUGCAUCGAUGAAUUCCUGAGGAGGAACAAGUCGCAGAAGAUUCCCUCCAAGAGCGCCAAGGUUUUGCGACAGCGGCCCAGGUUUGUCGCUCUGAAGAAGCAGCCUUCUUAUGUCGGAACCGAAGAGCUGGAGCUCCGCGAUUACCAACUGGACGGGCUGAACUGGCUGGCCCACUCCUGGUGCAAGAAAAAUAGCGUCAUCUUAGCUGAUGAGAUGGGCUUGGGUAAGACUAUCCAGGUCAUCACGUUCCUGUCAUACUUAUACAACGCCCAUCAACUGUAUGGUCCCUUUCUCAUCGUGGUGCCGCUCUCCACUAUGACCUCAUGGCAGAGGGAGUUUGCAGCCUGGGACCCAAACAUGAAUGUUGUUGUGUACAUUGGGGAUCUCAACAGUAGAAACAUGAUCCGUGAGCAGGAAUGGUGUCACAACAGCAACAGGAAUCGCUUAAAGUUCAACACAAUCCUGACGACAUACGAAAUUCUCCUUAAAGAUAAGUCUUUCCUUGGUAGCGUUCCCUGGGCCGUCCUGGUCGUCGACGAAGCUCACCGCCUCAAGAACGACGACUCCCUCCUCUACAAAACCCUCAAAAACUUUGACACCAACCACCGAUUGCUGAUCACUGGAACUCCUCUGCAGAACUCCCUCAAGGAACUCUGGUCUCUGCUUCAUUUCAUCAUGCCAGAAACCUUUCCCCACUGGGAGAGAUUUGAAGCGGAGUUCUCCUGCGCAGACAAGAACGGCUACGCCAACCUCCACCGAGAACUGGAGCCGUUCCUCUUAAGACGAGUCAAGAAGGACGUGGAGAAAUCUCUGCCGGCCAAGGUGGAGCAAAUACUGAGAGUUGAGAUGAGCACUACGCAGAAACAGUACUACAAAUGGAUCCUGACCAGAAAUUUCCGAGCCCUGACUAAAGGAGUCAAGGGUAGCACAACCAGCUUUGUCAACAUCGUCAUGGAACUCAAGAAAUGUUGUAAUCAUCCGCAUCUCGUCAAACGACCGGGAGAUGGAGAAGAAGCAGAUGACGAACAGUAUCAACAAGCGGUUAAGAUGAGCGGGAAGCUGGUGCUUCUAGACAAGCUCCUCUUCAGACUACAUGAGAGAGGCCAUCGCGUGCUCAUCUUCUCACAGAUGGUCCGUAUGCUGGACAUCUUGGCUGACUACUUACGCUACAAACACUUCCCCUUUCAGAGAUUAGAUGGAUCGAUUCAAGGGGAGCUACGCAAACAGGCGCUGGACCACUUCAAUGCCGAGGGAUCACAGGAUUUCUGCUUCCUGUUAUCCACAAGGGCCGGUGGUCUGGGCUUAAAUCUUGCCACAGCAGACACGGUUAUUAUCUUUGACUCGGACUGGAAUCCACAGAAUGACAUCCAGGCUAUGGCUAGGGCUCAUAGGAUCGGCCAGAGGAACCAGGUGAACAUCUAUCGGUUGGUCACAAAGAGCAGUGUUGAGGAGGACAUUGUCGAGAGGGCCAAACGGAAGAUGGUGCUCGAUCAUCUGGUCAUCCAGAGGAUGGACACGACGGGACGGACGGUGCUGUCCAAAUCAUCCGCCUCAGCCAGUCACACACCCUUCAACAAGGAGGAACUGGCAGCUAUUCUCAAGUUUGGAGUUGAAGACCUCUUCAAGGAAGCUGAUGGCGAGGAGUCCGAACAACAGGAGAUGGAUAUUGAUGCCAUCUUGGAGAGAGCAGAGACGAGAGAAGCUGAAGACAAUGGUGGAGCAGGGGAAGAACUCCUCUCUCAGUUCAAGGUUGCCAAUUUCUCCUCCAUGGUCGACGAUGAGGAGAUGGAGGCGGUUGUCGAGGAUACGGGCAAAGACUGGGAGGACUUGAUCCCCGAGGCUAACCGUCUGAAAGUGGAGGAAGAUGCGAAACAGAAGGAGCAACUCCAGCUGUAUCUGCCUCCGAGAGUCCGCAAGCAAGUCAACAGGAUGACCUACCAAGGCAGUGACUCAGAGGCCUCCGUGACACGUAAGAAGCGUACCAAGCGUUCGCGCUCCUCCAGUUCAAGCAGCGAGACGGAUGAAAGCGACACGGAGAAGAAAACCAAGAAACCGCGGGGUAGACCACGGACGACGCGGCGGGACGGUGUGCACGGUUUCACUGAUGCCGAAAUCAGAAGAUUCAUCAAGAGUUACAAGAAAUUUGGUGAACCGCUAACAAGAUUGGAAGCCAUCGCCGGUGAUGCCGAGUUGCAGGAGAAGUCCCAAGCUGAUCUGAUGAAGCUGGGUACCAUGCUGCAUGAUGGAUGUAAGAGGGCCAUCGAGGAGUAUGAGGAACGCUUACGAGAAGAAGCUGACUUUGAUGGCAAGAAGAGAGGGGCUACACUGAAGAUAUCCGGAGUCACCAUCAACGCUCCGUCACUUCUGAAACAUGAAGAGGAGUUUAAAGCGUUGGUCCAGACCAUACCAGCCGAUCCUGUCCAGAGAAAGAAAUACCAGCUGGAGUGCCGAGCCAAGGUGGCUCAUUGGGACGUGGACUGGAGCGUGGAUGAAGACUCCAAUCUACUGAAGGGCAUCUACGAGUACGGCAUGGGCAGCUGGGAGGCUAUCAAGAUGGAUCCAGAACUCAACCUUCACGAUAAGAUAUUAUUACCGGACCCUCAGAAGAAACCUCAAGGGAAGCAACUCCAGACGAGAUGCGAGUAUCUCAUCAAACUCCUCAAGAAACAACGAGACAAAGAGGAACUCAUAGCUGAGCAACCAAAGAAAACGCGGAAACCCAAAGACACACCAGCAGCAGCAACACCACCGGCCCCCGUCAAACGCGAGCCCAAGACCAAACCCAACAACCGGAAGAAAGCAGCGCACAACGAAGACACCACCGCCAAGAAAACCGCCAAGAAGGGAAGGAAAGGCGCUCGGAAGAAAACCGCCGACAACGGGAAAGAAGAGAAGGAGAAUAAGGAACAAGGAGAGAGUAAACGCAGGAAGAAGGUCAAGACGGAAGAACCGGAAGAAGAAGGCGAGAUUGUUGACGACGAGCCAGAAACUAAGAAAGAGAAAAAGGGUAAAGAUAAGACAGACACCAAAGGACCCAAGAAGGGUCAUAAGGAGCUUCCCCCUAUGCACAUCACCGCCCAACGAAAUCCAGUCUUCAUUGAUCCAACCGGGGAACUCGACGAAGCUACAUUCAGUGCCUGUAAGGAAAAGAUGCGACCAGUCAAGAAGGCCCUGAAACUCUUAGACAACCCUCCCGAGGAAGUCUCCGAGAAGGAACAGGUCAAUCACACCAGACAGUGCCUGCUGAAGAUCGGCGACCACAUCGCCGAUUGCAUCUUAGACCUGAAAGAUGCCGAUAAGAUCCAUGAAUGGAAGGGUUACCUGUGGACGUUCGUCGCCAAGUUUACGGAGUAUGAUGCUAAGAAGUUGUACAAGCUCUACAGACAUGCACAGAGAAAACGAGAUGACGAACGGGAGGAGGCAAAGCAUGCAGCUGGAGGCAAUCAACAAGGUCACAAGCCCCGCCCCCAAGAGUGGGCGGGGGGCCCCAAACCCAGAGAGGGCUGCUACCCAGGUGGGGGGCAGACCCAGGGCUACAGCCACCCCCACGGGGUCAAGAGACCCCACCCCAGUGGGGAGGGGCAGACAGACAGACCCAGGGGGGAUCGUGACAGAUAUGGUUCUGGAGAUACAGCCGCUGCUUACAGUCGCCCCCACCAAUAUGAUAACCAUCGAUUUGGAAACAGCUACUCCAGAGACAGAGAAGACGGCAUAUCCAGAUACAACAAUGACAACAAGCGGGACAGAGACAAUCCCUCCGGGCGACCCUACCACGGGAACAGAGGGGAGGAGCACAGACGACGGAACAGCGACAAGUCGGACAACUCAACACACAGCCAGCACCAGUCUGGUAGCCGGGACGACCGUUUCCACCAUUCACACAUCGACAGCAAGCGGAGAAAGGGGGGAUCGCGGGAACGCGACAGGGAGCGCUCGGAUCGGGGUGAUCACCACCGGUCGUCUGAUUGGUCGGAUCACAGAUCGGACAGGCACAGGGAACAUCGGCAAGACUCGUGGUCCAGCGGCGACCAUAGCAGGUAGCCACGGCUUGGUUACCAGCUAACAAACUCUCAUCCGUUUACAUGUAUGCUGGUACCCACCGAUCUCAACCACUGGUAUAGGCUGAUUGGCCGUUGACAGAAUGCAGCGAAGGAAGUCCAAAGGAUUGUGGGUGCACUAAUUCGUCAAUUGAUGACCUCAUGAAUACAUUACCAGCUUGGCAGCCAAUCACAACGCUGCAUUUUGACCUGCUGUGGAUAUCAUCCAAUCAGCUUGUAGCAGCAUGUCAGUCUGUGGUCGCUUGGUGGCGGUGUUGUAGUCGAUAACUUGUGACAGAUCACAAGCCCAUCAUAAGCCCAUCAGAAACCCAUCACAAGCCCAUCAUAAGCCUAUCACAAGUCCGGUCAUAAGACAGGAACAACCGAAUGCCUUGCCACAGAUCAUUUAACCACUUCACGCUGGGAUUAUUUUUGCCGAAAAUUUGGAUUUUCACAAAAAAAUGCAAAAUUGUCCUGCCAACUUCUGAUAUACAGCCA